AUGGCGACGAACGUGGAGUGUCACGCAGAGGACGCGUUUAUACGCGGGUUGACGAAGGAUGCGGUUUCGUGGUAUUUGGAGGACGCGUACGGAGAUUCGCUCGGACGCGAUGGCGCGCGCGCGCGAUUCGUCGGUCGAGAAUUGGGAGGGUGGUAUUUACAACAGUUGAUCAAGCUCGGCGCGGCGACGUCGACGGCCAUCGCGCAUCCGCCGCUGAGCCGAAAGUUUUUGCUGUGGGAUUUGGACAUGAUCCCCUUGCGCCCGUUGACGCUGUUCAAGGGAGAGAUUCCAGUGAGACAAAUCGGUGGUAACGUCAUCAAGUCGUACGAGGCGGCGUACGAGACGCUCACGGGUGAUCGUCUGAAGUACGCCAAGGAUGGUACGUCCUACGUCACGCAUCAAAUGGUCGUCGACGCGUCCAUCAUGGAGGAGAUGCUCGAUGCGUUCGCACGCAAAGCUGAUCGCACAGACGAACUAGCGACGACAAGCGACGAACUCCCGCGAUGGGCUACCGCGGUUUUGCAAUCGUUGAACCGCAAAGAUCUCACGCUCGGCUUUAGCGAAUACGCGACGUACGCCUCGUACGUCGUCGAUAAUCACCCGUCCGAGGUGUCCGUGGAAUCGCGCAAAAAGUGGGCGCGCGCGAGCGGUGGCAAGCUUGGGAUAUCGUUCCAGCGCUGGAUCAACCACGAUGGUCUGUGUUGCCCGGGUCCGGGCGUGCUCGGGUUGAUGAAAUCUCGACGGUUCGAUUACGUGGGGCACGAAAUCGGUCACGUAGAAUCGUGCCGAUACGACUCUCCCGAACACGAGUUCUCGUACGGGUUACCCAUCACUGUGCCGGACUGA
This is a messenger RNA of Ostreococcus lucimarinus CCE9901, 846 nucleotides long. RefSeq lists its product with no specific name. The record is from RefSeq and is a predicted model, not a curated record. The transcript has a single exon. Bases 1 to 846 code for a protein of 281 amino acids. Lineage: Eukaryota; Viridiplantae; Chlorophyta; Mamiellophyceae; Mamiellales; Bathycoccaceae.